This is a messenger RNA of Pectinophora gossypiella (pink bollworm), 2780 nucleotides long. RefSeq lists its product as uncharacterized. Bases 12 to 767 code for a protein of 251 amino acids. NCBI's taxonomy places the organism in Eukaryota, Metazoa, Arthropoda, Insecta, Lepidoptera, Gelechiidae. The transcript has a single exon. The record is from RefSeq and is a predicted model, not a curated record.
AGGAGAUCUCGAUGCCCGAAGAGGACAUAGGCGACCUAAGCGACGUCGUCGACGCGAUCAACAAGUUAUGCGACACGAUGAAGACUUCGACUUACGACGAGCCGUAUGACGACUGUCAGGACGAUACUCUGAGUAUGACGAGUACGUUGACCUCGCAGUAUGACAGCUCGUACGAGACCGCGUCCGUGACCCGCACGCUGCAGCACGAGUGCUCACAGGAGCCGCCGCCGGUGCCGGUGAGGCGAGCCUUUCAACGGGAACCCGACGAGACUGCGGCCGUGACGCAGUCGGAGGUCAUGGACGUCGCCGAAGCUGAAGAGGUAGAAACCCAGAGUGACUACAGAGACAUAGAGCUGGUGAGUCCUGAAGAGGGCGUCGCUCAGACGGCGGUGCCCGGUGCGGAGAGAUGGAGCGACGCCACGUCCGUGUCGCUGCCGGGCCAGGUGGAGGACGCCGAGGCAGUCACGUCCGACACCGACCCGGGCAACGCGCAGUGCGAGCCCGUCAGCGAAAUGUACUACACGGCGUCAUCCGAAGUAUCCCUCCUUUCUGAUACGGAGCUACCCGAUAAUAAAGUCCAGAAUGAAGAUGAGGACAGAGAGAAGGAUGAUAGGAAGAAUGUGAUAGCGGGCCACGUGGCCGCGAUGAGGGAACGGUUCGAGAGCAUGACGAGAACAAAUACGCCUUGCCCGGACCUGAUCCGGUCGCUGUCUCCCUCGCUAGAGGUGUUUAGGAACACCUCCCCUUCCCCUGAUCACUUAGCGUGAAAAACGAAUGUCUACAACUUAUUUAGAAAAUAUCAACUGGUAGCAAAUAAUUGAUUUAGCGAGUGUAUGGAGAAUCGAAUGGUCGAAUUAGCACAUAUACUCGGAUAGAAGCGAGUUCAUAAAUUAUAUUCUUGGAUUUAACACUUUUUCGAGUUAGAAGGGUAUAUGGAUUGGUUGGUAGUAUAUCGAUUACAAUAUCGUGUAAGGUUAUUGACGCACUGAUUUGCAAUAAAUGCCAUAGUUAGCGCGCGUGAUUGAAUAUUAACGAAAGUUACCUUGAUCGGCGGUACUAAAGCGUGAACUGCAGAUGUAGUGACGCAAGUCCCGGUCGAGCGUGACCACAGUGCAAUGUGUUCCAAGGUUCUUUAGAAUAGGAUGCGUAAUUAUGGGUUUGUAAGGAAUAACCAGUAUUGAUAAUAUUCUACCUAUAACUAGUCUCUGUAAUAAGGGCUGAUUUUUCAAUAAACGGAUAAAUUAUUUAAAAAUGGAAUAGCAAAAUUUUGUAUGGAAAAAUUCUAAUUUGGAAGCGAUUAUUCUACGAAUGGACUCUAUUGAGAAAUCGGCCCUAACACCAGUGGGCCUAGCACCGUAAGCAACAGAGAUCGUCUGUCUCUUUCUGUGCAGUACUGUGAGAGAGUGACGGGUGACGUAUGUCAAGGCGAGAAAGAGUCGCGCGCUUACGGUGGUAAGCCCGCAGUAACGUGCCAGCGGUGUUUCCAAUUAUUAGCUACAGGUUGUGAUUAUUUUCGUAGCCACCACAAACGAAAAGGUACAUAACAUAUCGUCGAAGAGUGGUUGUUUAGUUGUAUUGUCUAGAGUAUGGCAACAUUAUUCGUAGUGUCUCAACAUGAAAAUAUUCACUUAUACAUUUUGUGAUCUUGAAAGCUCAAAUUUUGUAGUUUUGUAUUGGAAUUAUGAAUUUAGUCAUGAAAUAACGUUUGUAACGCAUAUUUGUCUUCAGACCAAGUAGCAUGUAUUAUUCUAGCUUAGCUUAUCUUUAACCAGUGCAGGAGUUAUCAAGGUUGCCAACCAAACCAGGAGCCUCGUACAAAUACGAUUUGUGGUCUACCGUACGUGGGCAUAAUCAGAGUCCUACAAUUAACGAACUUUUGACAUAGGGACUUCUAUAGUUAGGUUUUUUUUUAUUACAGGCAUCUUUUUUAUAGCACCAAGAUUCUCACUGAAAUCGUACCACCCUAUUAACUCCUCAAUCAUUAAAUAUAGCAAGAAUGAUAGCUGCCAGAACUAUUUUCUAGAUAUACAUACGUCUAUUUUGCUCUAAGCUGUACUAAAAACUUUAAAAAGAGCAUGAUGUUUUUAUAUUAAAAUUAUUAAAAAAUGACAGCUAAAUUCACACUCAGAGUAACAUUAAAAACUUGAUAAACGUAUGAGAGAUUUCAAAGCGUUGGUUUUAUACGAGAUGUUCAGCUAUUUUCUGGUUGGCAACCCUGGGGAUUAUACUUAUCUGAUACUCGCUGUCUCGAUACUACGCCUGAUUGCUGCCUGCUGGUUCAUUUGCAGCCAUAGGACUCGUUAUAUGUUGUAUUUUAUUCGAAAAAAUUCUAACUCCAUCUAUUCUUGAAGUUUAUCGGGAGAUGGUAGUUUGAAAAAAAAAAUAGACCGUAUUGUGUUUGAUCAGAAUCCUAUUUAUAUGAUUAUGAAAUAUUUGCAAUAUAGCAUUUUAUUACAGUUGCCAUAAUUAGUUUAAGUAUAAAUAAAGUAAGAAUUUGUUGUCAAAUUAUUUUAUUAGCAUCAUUUGUUUAUUGUGAAAUUAUCUGUUGUGAGUUUUCUACCAAAAGGUUUAAUUCGGUUGAUGAUUAGUUUGAUGGUGAUACUAGUUGAGUGUAACGAUUAUAAUUUAUAGGCCUGUUGUAACUUGUAUUCCAGUACUAUUGUAGGGUUUGUAUUGUCGACAGUCUAGCGUUAGUUGUCAUGUAUUAUAAACGUGUUAUGUGUACAGACGAAACCUUUUAUUAUUGUAAUGUAAUUCAAUAUACGGCUUUAUUAAUACAA